Molecule: messenger RNA, 180 nt
Organism: Xyrichtys novacula (pearly razorfish)
Lineage: Eukaryota; Metazoa; Chordata; Actinopteri; Labriformes; Labridae
Source: the annotation of a GenBank genome assembly
AUGGCGCCACGUGAUGCACAACAGAGAGCAGGCCGCUUUUCACACUUUGGACUUCUUUAUGCCUUCGGAUGGUUUUACAUCACGCCCCGGCGUGCGCACAUCUACAACUAUUAUCCCCUUCAUCUCAAUAAAAGUUUCCACUAUGGGACAGAGAUUGGACCAGAUAAAUGGGCCGUGCUG